UGUAACUGACAGCAAAGUUGCCAUCCCAGCCCAAGACAUCAUUUUUUUUUCUAUUUAUCACACAGACAUGUUUUAAGUGGCGCCGCCUCAUGCUUUUCUCUCUUUUCCUUUUCCUUUUUUUCUCGGAAAGGUGUUGGAGCGGCGGGGCAAUUCCCACAAAUUAAACAUGCUACCGUGCUUCGCCCUAUAAGCUUCCAAGGAGCCUGAGCUUCCCAAUCAAUCGCCACAGUCGAGCAGCGGCAGCCUGCCGGACGGCGGAGACCGACGAAGGUCUCGCUUCCUGCCGGAUAUUGGGGACCUCUACCAUGUCCUAUCCACAAUUCGGAUACCCCUACUCGUCUGCUCCGCAAUUCCUAAUGACAAGCAACUCUCUGAGCACUUGCUGCGAGUCCACCGGCAGGUCCAUCGCCGACUCCGGGGUGGCCGCGUCCGGCCAGACGCCGGUCUACUGCCCGGUGUACGAGAGCCGGCUGCUGGCCACCGCCAGGCAUGAGCUCAGCUCGGCCGCCCUGGGGGUCUACGGGAGCCCCUACGCCGGCACCCAAGGGUACGGCAACUACGUUACGUACGGCACCGACGCCUCCGCCUUCUACUCGCUGGGCACAUUUGAUGCAAAAGACGCCAGCGCCUCGGCACAUGCGGGAAUCACCCCAGCGACAGCCUACUACCCCUACGACCCAACCUUGGGGCAGUAUCAGUAUGACAGAUACGGCUCCAUGGAUGGAGGACCAAGGCGGAAGAACGCCACACGUGAGACCACCAGCACCCUGAAGGCCUGGCUGCAGGAGCACAGGAAGAACCCGUACCCCACCAAAGGCGAGAAGAUCAUGCUGGCCAUCAUCACCAAGAUGACCCUGACUCAGGUGUCCACGUGGUUCGCCAACGCCAGGAGGAGGCUGAAGAAAGAGAACAAGAUGACAUGGCCCCCCAGGAAUAAAGGCUCCGAGGAAAAGCGAUAUGAUGACGACGACGACGGCUCCCAGGAGGAGCAGAUCAAAAGUGAAAGUAAUGAAAAUGACAGUCGAGGCCGGUCCAGCAAAGACCUCCAGCUGAGCGACCUGGAGGAUUUUGACACCCUGGAGUCCGAGAGCUCGGAGUGCGAGUUGAAGCACCGAUACCACAUGAACCCCCACAUGACGACCACCGGCGACUGCCCCGCCGAGCACCUCGUCAAGGACGUGUCCAUGAAAAUCUCCGGUCCGGGUUCCCUGGCAGGGGAGCGGGACUUGAGCAAAGGUUGCCUCAAAACGAACCCGGACGAGUUCCAGACGGAGAGCAGAGCGCAGCCCAAGCCGUGUUUCAACCAGCAACCGCAGCACCACAUAUUAGACGGAAAACCGCGAAUCUGGUCUUUGGCCCAGACCGCCACGUCCUUGGUCCAGACUGAAUACCCGUCCUGUAUGCUGCGGUGCCAACCGCCGCCCCCCGCCCCCUCCCUCAGCCCGCCACCCGCCGCUACCUCGCCCGCCGCCGGCCCGGACCACAGGCAGGACUCGCCCGUCACCACACUGAGGAACUGGGUGGACGGGGUCUUCCACGACCCCUUGUUCAGGCACAGCACUUUGAGCCAGGCACUGACCCACACCACCGUCUCCUGGAGCAGCAACGCCGCCAAAGGAUCCCUCCUGGACGCGGACAAGAGCGGCCCCGGCGUCCUGCAGCAGGAGGGGCCCAAAGACAGUGCCGUGGCGUUCCCCAAAACUCUCAACAAACUCUUCUGUUCGUAACGAUGCCAAAUGGGACCCUUUAUUUUGAAAGGACAAACUUGUCUCUUGUAGCCGUUACAUCCUGUAACAUAAUUCAACUUCAAUUCCCUUCACUUUUUUUUAUGAUUAUUAUUUUCAACGCACGCACACAAUUCUUAGAAUUGUAUAAUAUGUUUACAUAUCGGGGAAAAUGCCCCGAGGUUUACAGUAUUUAUUAUUUAUUUGCCUUCAUUUCUUAUGAGCAUGCAUAAAUGAUUACAAUAAUAAUUUGGAAGUCACUAUUAAAUAAAAACAAUGAGUAUCACAGAAGCACGGUGCUC
This is a messenger RNA of Doryrhamphus excisus (bluestripe pipefish), 2026 nucleotides long. It is a transcript of the gene irx4a, whose product is annotated as iroquois homeobox 4a. Gene Ontology annotation, molecular function: RNA polymerase II cis-regulatory region sequence-specific DNA binding; DNA-binding transcription factor activity, RNA polymerase II-specific. The record is from RefSeq and is a predicted model, not a curated record. Gene Ontology annotation, cellular component: nucleus. Gene Ontology annotation, biological process: cell development; neuron differentiation; regulation of transcription by RNA polymerase II. NCBI's taxonomy places the organism in Eukaryota, Metazoa, Chordata, Actinopteri, Syngnathiformes, Syngnathidae.